Messenger RNA from Scophthalmus maximus (turbot), 3932 nucleotides. RefSeq names its product IKAROS family zinc finger 5 (gene ikzf5). Gene Ontology annotation, molecular function: RNA polymerase II cis-regulatory region sequence-specific DNA binding; DNA-binding transcription factor activity. The transcript is spliced from 3 exons. The record is from RefSeq and is a predicted model, not a curated record. Bases 663 to 1934 code for a protein of 423 amino acids. Gene Ontology annotation, biological process: regulation of transcription by RNA polymerase II. Lineage: Eukaryota; Metazoa; Chordata; Actinopteri; Pleuronectiformes; Scophthalmidae.
CGCCGGUGCACACACAUUGAACUUUCACCCCUAGAACAGGUUUAUUGUUUUGAUUUCGCAGGUUUUCUUCCCGUUAGAAUUGUGGCUAGCGUGUCGAUGUAACUGAUGUUAUGAAACUUGUGGUAGUCAAGAGUGUUUUAUCUCACGCUUACCUACGAUGCGAACAGUUAACAGAGUCGUUGUUGAUAAAGAUGCUUUCUCCGAGAUCUCCGAGCUAGCUUUAGCUGUGCGGCUAACGGAGCGUACGUAGCUUUGGUUACAACAUGACUGUGAUGAGCAGCGGUGUGUAGCAGCGACCGUGCCCACAUUGGAUCGGACCGAUAUCCUGCUUGUCAGUUGCCGUUUUUCCAGACUGCCCCGAGACUGUUUUUGUAUAACUACAAAACGGCUUUUCUGAGCCAGUAAGAUAAACUGUUUGCAUUCAGUCGGCAAGUUAGCUUCAAAGAGGUAUGUGUGCAGACUGAACUAGCUACAUUAUUGACACUGAUACUUUGACCUUUAAAAAAGAACAACCAAAAACAACGUGGUUGUUGCAUGUGUUUAAUAGUAUUUGAUUUCCCUGGCCUCAUGUCAAUUCUUCUCCGCUGUUGCGUAAUUGUGGUCGCCGCAGCAAAAUGUAAUUCCAUCGUUUCAGUGUUGGAUACUCGCAUCGCUUUCUUUCAAUGGGUGAGGAAAAGCCGGACACGCUGGACUUCGUGAAGGAUUUCCAGGAGUAUCUGAGCCAGCAGACUCAGCACGUCAACAUGAUAUCCGGCUCCGUCAGUGGCGUCAAGGAGGCGGACGAGCUGCCAGCAGUGUAUAGUCAGAACGGGCUGGAUCACUCCUCAGUGGACAUGUCACUGGAGGACAGUUCAGGGAUCCUGGUGGAUGGUUUUGAGAGGACCUAUGAUGGCAAGCUCAAGUGCCGCUACUGCAACUAUGCCACCAGGGGCACGGCACGACUCAUUGAGCAUAUCCGGAUUCACACAGGAGAGAAGCCGCACCGCUGCCACCUCUGCCCAUUCGCCUCAGCCUACGAGCGUCACCUGGAGGCCCACAUGCGAUCGCACACAGGCGAGAAGCCCUACAAGUGUGAGCUGUGUUCCUUCCGCUGCAGUGAUCGUAGCAACUUGUCGCACCAUCGCCGCAGACGCCACAAACUCCUGCCAAUGAAAGGCGCUCGCUCACUUUCCCACAAGAAGAUGCUGAGUGUCUUACAGAAGAAGGCCAGCUCUUUGGGCUAUGGCCGCCGGCUCCUCAUCAACUUUAGCCCCCCUUCUAUGGUGGUGCACAAGGCUGACAAUGUCAAUGACUUCUCCCAUGAGUUGCCCCACUUACGUCAGGAGACCUAUGAUAAUCAGAGUGGGGCAGUCGAGGAUAGGCUCUCCACUAAUCAAAAUCAUCAUCACCAUGAUAUGGUUAUGGAUAACCCCCUGAACCAGCUGUCCACACUGGCUGGCCAGUUGGCCAGCCUCCCUUCAGAGUCGCAGGCCCAGACUCAACCUCCAAUGUCUCCAGGAGCAGAAUCUAUUGUCGAUGAGAAGCCCUUCCUCAUCAAGCAGCCCCACCCUGCUGCAGCUCCUGAGGCUGUCACAGCCAGCAUGGCUCAUGCUGCCUCCUCUUCCCCAAUUACCCCAGAGCCCAGGGCUCCUCCCCACAGCAAUUGCAGCCCUGGAGGAGGACCCUGCAGUGAGCACAGCGGCCGCACCAGUACCCCUAGUAUCUCCAACAGCCAACCCAGUACACCAGUUCCAGGCCUGUCCGCCCCACUGCAGGACCACCACAUGCUGCAUCACUGCCAGCACUGUGACAUCUACUUCCCUGACAACAUCCUCUACACAAUCCACAUGGGCUGCCAUGGCUAUGAGAACCCAUUCCAGUGCAACAUCUGCGGCCACAAGUGCCAGAGCAAGUAUGACUUUGCCUGCCACUUUGCCCGCGGGCAGCACAAGUAAUGGAUGAAUUUGGACUGAAGAAUUUUGAACAAACGGACAGCUUUAUUUUUAUUUUUUCCAUAGUAUUUUUAUUUAUUGGUCUCUUACUUGGCCUUGAUGUAGCCUAGCCUUUGACGGUUGUACAAGAACAUGUCAACUUUUAGAUGGUUCCAUUUUGUAUGAUUAAGGGUGCCCACUCAAGUGUAUUAUAAAGUGAUGAUCAGUGUUUCUGAGAGGUUGACAAUUUAUUUGUAAUGGUAGAGACAGUCACAUUCAUGUGCUGUUAAAAAAAAACUUCCAAAGGCCAAACUAGUUAACCUUAUUUAAUGAACCAAAUUCACAAUAUUCGUUGAACUUUGUUGUUGUUGUUGUUAAAACAAUGCUGUUCAAAUGCUGCAGCUUCCUGUCAGUACAUGAGCGUAACUGUUAAGCAAAUUUUUGAAAUAUGUCUUUCAAAUGAGACACCAUGCAACACAAAGGUAACAUAGUGAGGUCACUAAAGUGGCUUUCAUUGUACCCCUUCACAGCAAAUACAGAUGCCUACAGUUUUCUACAGAUUAUUUGGCCUCAUAUCAGACUGAGGUGAAUCAAAAUCAGGGGCUGCUGGAAGGCAUUGAUUCACAAAUAUAAAAAUAUAACUUGUGAAUGCCCUAGAAAAUUUAACGUUGCAUAAAUGCGAUUUGAAAUCGGAUCGUCCAAAAGCAAGAAAUUCCUUUAAAUAUAUGCUAAGGGCUAUCCUUUUUUGUAGUUGCUAGAUGUAAGGUUUUUGUUGACUGAAAAACCCUAUAACAUCCCCUCAUGGAGGGAAAAGUCCAUGACUGUAGGUCACUUGUGCCUGUAAAGAGAGCAAGGAGGAGAAAUCUGACUGGGACACUCAAAUAAAUUCUCAACACUCCUGGUCCUAUAACUAAUUAUUUAUGACAGGAGUCAAACUGUUGGCCAGGAGUGAUCUGACUUAAGCCUUGUUGAAAUUAUUUCAGUGCUUGGUGCAUUACUACUAUUUAUUGGCAGUGCCUGACAGUCACCUUUCUUUUGUGUCUUUGGAUAAAAACAAUGGUUACUUUGAAGAAUUGUCACAAUAACCUCUUCUUACUGUAACUAAUAGGCCCAGAACCUUAGAAAAAAGUUUGAACUUUUAAGGUUUCUAUGGCAGCCAUGAUUUUUGUUUCUUUUUUUUGCCAAAAUUCUGCUCAAUAAAUGCUGCUAAGAAAACCAAUGCCAGCUGUACUUUAUGGAUGGUAUCCACAUUACAACCUGGUCAAAGAGUGAUUUUGGUCAGCCACCUAAGUUGUUCAACUAAAUUUAAGGGAAGUCGUGAUGUUUUGAAGUUUUGAAGUUCCUCCACUCCAUGCAUAUCCUUUUAUUUACAUUGUGUCACGUUCAGAUCUUUUGAUAUUGUAUGAAGUCACUUUGAUAUUCAAUAUCUCCAUGUUUAGGACAUAAUCACCAAGUCUUGUGUCUCAUGUGAUCACUUUUUUCAGAAUGGCCACGUAGCACUGGGACCACCAUGUUAUAGCCUUUGCAAGAACACAAUAAGAUUAUCCAUUGAUCAUAUGGGUCCUAGUGCUUUUCGGAAUUUUUAUUGUAUUGAGUGGUUGGAUAGAUGUUCAUUGUCAAAAAAAAAGAAAGCAAAAUCAUGUUGCAGUAACACUGCUACUUUCGAAAGAUUGUUCUUUGUCUCGGGUACAGUUGUCUGUUGCUUGGCAACAUGCAUGGAGAAAGUAGUUACUGUUUUUAGGACCUCCUCUUUGUCACCAUGCUUACCAGUAAUAAGAGCAUCCAGUAAUGACUGCCUUAUGUUCUCUCAGUGUGUUGUAGGUUCAUAGGUAAUGGUGGAUGUUGAAGCCUCUUGGCGAUCGCUCUCUCCCUCUGGGAUGGCAAAUCAUUUUAUUGUGAGAUAGAUUAAUCAAACUAAUUUAUAAGUAAAGUGUUUUCUAACUGAGCCGUGCUCUGUCUUUUGAUUUUCCUUUGUCUCCACUGUCUUUGUGCUCAAGAAAAAUAAACAAAGGUGAUACUUGU